CAAAGAUGGCGGCGGUGAGUUAGAAAGCGGCGGGCGGCGGGGCCGGUGGCGGAGACUUUCCGGAGCGGCCGCGGCGGGAUCGAGCGCCAGAGAGAAGAUGGUGGAGCCAGGACAAGAUCUGUUGCUUGCUGCUUUGAGUGAGAGUGGAAUCAGUCCAAAUGAUCUAUUUGAUAUUGAUUCUCCAGACGUGGUUCUUGCAACUCCAGCACCAGCUCCAGCUGUUCAGCAGUCAGUGCCACUUAGUGCAUUAGAACUAGGCUUGGAAACUGAGGCCACAGCUGGCGUGAAACAAGAACCAGAGACUGUGUCAACUCCAGCCUUAUUAAAUGUUCGGCAACCACCAUCUACCACAACCUUUGUGCUGAAUCAAAUAAAUCAGCUUCCAACUUUGGGGACUACUAUAGUGAUGACAAAAACCACACCUGUUACAACUACAAGGCAGACUAUCACUGUAGCAAAAAUCAUCCAGACCAGCACAACAACUCGACCCUCUGUUGCAGCACCAGCAGUACGCAAUGCCUUGACCACUGCACCUUCCAAGGACCAGAUUCAGCUAAAAGAUCUGCUAAAGAACAAUAGUCUUAAUGAACUAAUGAAAUUGAAGCCACCUCCUAAUAUUGCCCAGCCAGUAGCAACAGCAGCAACUGAUCUAAGCAAUGGUGCAGUAAAGAAAGAGGCUUCCACAAAAGAGGUUGCAAGAAUAUGGAUAAAUGACAUUAAAAUGAGAAGUUUCUCACCUACUAUGAAAGUGCCAGCAGUAAAAGAGGAAGAGGAACCUGAGGAAGAAGAUGAAGAAGAAAUGGGCCAUGCAGAAACUUAUGCUGAGUAUAUGCCAAUAAAAUUAAAAAUCGGUCUUCGUCAUCCUGAUCCAGUAGUGGAAACCAGCUCAUUAUCCAGCGUAACUCCUCCUGAUGUGUGGUACCAGACAUCAAUAUCAGAAGAAACAAUUGAUAGUGGCUGGCUAUCAGCUUUGCAACUUGAAGCAAUCACUUAUGCAGCUCAGCAACAUGAAACAUUCCUGCCUAAUGGAGACAGAGCUGGAUUCUUGAUAGGUGAUGGCGCUGGUGUAGGAAAAGGACGGACCAUAGCUGGAAUAAUCUAUGAAAAUUACUUGUUAGGCAGAAAAAGAGCAGUCUGGUUUAGCGUGUCAAACGAUCUGAAAUAUGAUGCUGAAAGAGACUUGAGAGAUAUUGGAGCAAAAAACAUUUUGGUUCAUUCACUAAACAAGUUCAAAUAUGGAAAGAUUUCUUCAAAGCAUAACGGGAGUGUGAAGAAGGGUGUCAUUUUUGCCACCUAUUCUUCUCUUAUUGGUGAAAGUCAAUCUGGUGGUAAAUACAAAACCAGAUUAAAGCAACUUCUUCAUUGGUGUGGUGAAGACUUUGAUGGAGUUAUUGUAUUUGAUGAGUGUCAUAAAGCUAAGAAUUUGUGUCCUGUUGGAUCAUCAAAACCAACAAAAACAGGUCUGGCUGUGCUGGAACUUCAGAAUAAGCUUCCCAAAGCUAGAGUUGUUUAUGCCAGUGCCACAGGUGCAUCUGAGCCAAGAAAUAUGGCAUAUAUGAACCGUCUUGGAAUAUGGGGUGAAGGAACUCCAUUUAGGGAAUUCAGCGACUUUAUUCAGGCUGUUGAAAGAAGGGGUGUUGGUGCCAUGGAAAUAGUUGCUAUGGAUAUGAAACUGCGAGGGAUGUACAUAGCAAGACAACUGAGUUUUUCAGGUGUAACUUUCAAAAUUGAUGAAGUUCUGCUUUCACAGGACUAUGUUAAAAUGUACAAUAAAUCUGUGAAGCUGUGGGUUAGUGCCAGAGAGAGGUUUCAACAAGCAGCUGAUCUUAUUGAUGCAGAACAACGAAUGAAGAAAUCCAUGUGGGGUCAGUUUUGGUCAGCUCAUCAGAGGUUUUUCAAAUACCUUUGCAUAGCAUCUAAAGUAAAGAGGGUAGUACAGCUAGCCCGCGAAGAAAUCAAGAAUGGAAAAUGUGUGGUUAUUGGGCUACAGUCGACAGGAGAAGCAAGGACAUUAGAAGCUUUGGAAGAAGGUGGUGGUGAACUGAAUGACUUUGUUUCUACUGCAAAGGGAGUAUUCCAGUCUCUUAUUGAAAAGCACUUUCCAGCUCCUGACAGAAAGAAGCUGUUUAGCUUGUUGGGAAUUGACUUGACUGCUCAAAGUAAUAACAAUUCACCUAGAGACAGUCCCUGCAAGGAAAACAAAGUAAAGAAACGGAAAGGUGAAGAAAUAACGAGAGAAGCCAAAAAAGCUCGUAAAACAGGUGGCCUUGCAGGGAGCAGCUCUGAUGAGAGUGAAAGUGAGUCGGAUGCUUCAGACAAUGAAGAAAGUGAUAAUGAGAGCUCCAAAUUCUUGAGUUCUGGAGAUGAUGACGACUUCAACCCAUUUAGAGAUGAAUCCAGUGAAGAUGAUGAAGAUGAUCCCUGGCUAAUUAGAAAAGACCAUAAGAAAAAUAAAGAAAAGAAAAAGAAGAAAAGUAUAGACCCAGAUUCUAUUCAAAGUGCCUUAUUAGCUUCUGGUCUUGGAUCAAAACGACCUAGCUGUUUUACUUCCACUGUUGGUACAACCACUUCUACUACCAACACAUCAGCAAACAGUAAUAUGAACAGCAGCUUUGUAACAAGUCAGGAUGCUGUUGAAAGGGCCCAACAAAUGAAAAAAGAACUGCUGGAUAAACUGGAAAAGUUGGCUGAAGAUCUUCCACCUAAUACAUUGGAUGAGCUUAUAGAUGAACUUGGCGGUCCUGAAAAUGUUGCAGAGAUGACAGGCCGCAAAGGGAGAGUUGUAAGCAAUGAUGAUGGCAGUAUAUCUUAUGAAUCAAGAUCUGAACUUGAUGUGCCCGUUGAAAUUCUUAACAUCACAGAAAAGCAGAGGUUCAUGGAUGGAGAUAAGAACAUAGCCAUAAUCUCAGAGGCUGCCAGCUCUGGUAUCUCACUGCAAGCAGAUCGCAGAGCUAAGAAUCAGAGACGAAGAGUUCAUAUGACUCUGGAGUUACCGUGGAGCGCGGAUAGAGCAAUACAACAAUUUGGAAGAACUCAUAGAUCCAACCAAGUAACUGCUCCGGAGUAUGUGUUCCUAAUUUCUGAGUUGGCAGGAGAGCAAAGAUUUGCAUCUAUAGUUGCAAAAAGACUGGAGAGUUUGGGAGCCCUCACUCAUGGUGACAGACGGGCUACAGAAACUCGAGACCUCAGCAGAUUCAAUUUUGACAACAAGUAUGGAAGAAAUGCUUUAGAGAUUGUUAUGAAAUCCAUUGUGAACUUAGACUCCCCAAUGGUCUCUCCACCUCCUGAUUUUCCUGGUGACUUCUUUAAAGAUGUUCGCCAGGGAUUGAUUGGUGUAGGCCUAAUAAAUGUAGAAGACAGAUCUGGAAUUCUAACGCUUGAUAAAGAUUAUAACAAUAUAGGAAAAUUUCUGAAUAGAAUUCUUGGUAUGGAAGUACAUCAGCAGAAUGCUUUAUUCCAGUAUUUCUCUGAUACGCUAAAUGCAGUUAUUCAAAAUGCUAAAAAGAAUGGAAGAUAUGAUAUGGGCAUCCUAGAUUUGGGCUCUGGGGAUGAGAAAGUAAGGAAGGCAGAUGUUAAAAAGUUUCUAACUCCAGGAUAUUCCACCUCUGGACAUGUAGAGCUAUACACCAUCAGCGUAGAGAGAGGAAUGUCUUGGGAGGAAGCAACUAAGAUUUGGGCGGAACAGACAGGACCAGAUGAUGGCUUUUAUUUAUCCCUACAGAUAAGAAAUAACAAGAAAACAGCUAUUCUAGUAAAAGAAGUGAAUCCUAAAAAGAAACUUUUUUUAGUGUACAGACCAAAUACAGGGAAACAGCUCAAGCUAGAAACAUGUGCAGACCUGAAAAAGAAAUAUAAGAAGGUACCUUCUGAAGAUGCUCUGCCACACUGGUUAGAACAGUAUAACUCUUCUGCAGAUACCUGCACCCAUGCUUAUUGGAGAGGCAACUGUAAGAAGGCAGGCUUGGGUUUGGUUUGUGAAGUGGGACUCCGCUGUCGAACUUACUAUGUCUUGUGUGGUUCAGUAUUGAGCGUCUGGACAAAAGUAGAAGGCGUUCUAGCCUCUGUCAGUGGUACAAAUGUGAAAAUGCAAAUAGUUCGUCUAAGAACAGAAGAUGGGCAGAGGAUUGUAGGUUUGAUCAUUCCUGCAAAUUGUGUGUCGCCCCUCGUAAACCUCCUGUCCACAUCAGACCAGUCUCAACAGCUUGCAGUGCAGCAGCAGCAGAUAUGGCAGCAGCAUCACCCACAAAGUAUCACCAAUUUCAACAACGCAUAAGAAGACAUACCACAGGUGUUGACUUUGGUGUUUGAGGAAAAGGCUGUAAAAGCAUAUCACUUGCAUAAAAAUCAGGGACAGAUUCCAAAGAAAUAUAACUUUUUCAGUUCGGUUGUGUGCUCUCAAAUACUAUGGGAAUAAAGAGAUCUAAAAAGGUUGGUAGAACUGAAAGCCAGCAGUUGUUUAUGGUGGUGCAUCUGUCUUUCCUUAUGCUCUCUGUAGUGCUUCCUGUUUGCUUUUACUUUUGGCCUUUUAAGCUACAAACCACAAUUUGUUUGAAAAUGCUUGAAAAUCCCCAAGCAGGCUUUAUUUUUAUCUUGUCAUACAGUGCUCAGGGUUUAACGCAGUGCAUCAAUGCCAUUGCUGUGGGAGAUAUCCUUGAAUGCAUGUAUUGAGUAUAUAUAUAGAAAAUAUAUAUUGGGUUUUUCUCUUCGAUUUAUAAGUUUAUAAAAGCAUGAAACCUAGAGGUUGCACAUCAUGCAUUCAGGUUCCUUCCCAGUUUCUGUUUGACAGUGCAUGUCUUUGGAAACGGGCAUGGACAGGAUAAACACACACAACAGGAAUUCAGAGAGAAACACAAUCUUAGUUGUACAGCAUUGGUUAUUGCAUUUUUAUAGUGUUUAUACCCAGGCGUUGCAUUUUUUUCUGGUUCUCUCCUGGGGGUUAUAUAUUUGAGUCUACAACAUGUUCUUUUUGUGAUAAAACAUCUUCAAUUAAAAUUAGUUCAUUUUUAAUGUAUUAAUGGUAUUUCUAAUGUGUACCGCGAAGACGGCUGGAUGCCUCUUUUCCUUAAAUUGAAGCAUUUCCUUAAUCCGAGGUGGUUACGGAAACUUAAGUGCAAAUUCACUUCCAUCUCGCAUACAAUCUUAUAUUUUUUACUUCAUUAAUGUAAUUUAAUUUGUCACUUGUAAGAUGAAACCUUACUUGAGCUGUAAAUUAGAGAAUGGGAAACACUUGAGGGUUCCGCUGUAUGUGCUGUUUCUGUUACCCAGUAACUUGAAUACUGUUUAAUAUGUUGUAAGACAUUGUAGAGUUUAUCUGGAGCUGUUUAAAAGAAAUUGUAAUGUACAAAUGUGAAUAGUCACUUAUCUAUAAUAUGGGUAAGUUUUGUUUUGCCUAUAAUAGUAGAUGUUUAUAAGAAAGUGAAGGACAAUGUUUGUCAUUUCUUGCUUGCACAGGUUGCACUAUUGAAAAAUUGAGAUUGUAUAAACCUGUCCAAAAAGCUACAAGAUAACAAUCUUGUAGAUGUCAAAUAAAAGUUAUUGUACUAACAAGAAGUGGAGUCUUGUUUAGGCAAUCACCGUAUUCCAAAAGAACUAACAAGUUUGUACAAUUGGAAUUCAACAGGACUUGGCAUGUUCCAGUCUGCUUUAACCAGGCUUCUGUCUUGCAGGCCAAAUGCUUCAACUGGUUAAUGAGGCAAGGGAUAAACUGUGUUAAACCUUGAUGCACAUGUUAAGUAAGGUUCACCUGGCAGCCUUACUUGUGCAGUAAUCCAUUGCAGCACGUGUCACUUCUGUAAACAUUCAGUGAGCCAGAUUCAAGUGUCACGGAGUUUUUUUGCCAUGAGUAACGGGGGCCAGAAGUUCCAUGACUUCAGGCCGGAGUAAACUCCGCUGCAUGGAUGACUUUGCCUGUAGUUUGGUUAACGCUGCCCGUGCCAGCACCCUAGUGCAGUGGCAGAGCUCGGGGCUGGGGACAAGUGGCCGCUUUCCUCAGCACUGCAGUCUGAAACGGUCCCGGGAACGACUUCCACACGCACUCACGACUAUGUGGGAAUUCCAAACUAAGUUGGCCUCCUUGCUCUUGCUGUAGCAACUGCUGUGUUUGUCUGAUGCCUGUGAAACGGGUUGUAGAUGUCUUUGCUUUUCUCUUUCUUCCUUUGCUUUCUCGUUUCAAUAAUUCUGGUGGCGAAGGGGAGCUCCCCUGACUGCCGCGUGGUACCGCGUGAGCCGAGCUGCCCCGUGCAGGAGCGCAGGCCCGGAGCAGUGUGUGGGUGAGGAUGCUCAUGCGUUGUGCCCCCCAGCAGGGCUUAUUUGGCAUCCAGUCCGGGAAAAGGAAGGGAAACUGGAGAAAUACCUUGACAGGUUGCUGUUGCAACAGGCUCUUGCAACAGCUAACUCUUACCUUAAUGAACUUCAUGUUUUUUCUUUUUCCUGCUCCCUUGGACUGUAACAUUGUAAAUUGAACCUUGAUCUUCAGUAAAUUGGUUCUAGGAGUAGUAAGACUCCAAGAGUAAUGCUGUAUCUAGUGGCUAUUUCAAUACAGUUUGAUUCCAAAGUGCUCUUCUUGGCCUAUUGUGCUAACUUUGCAUUGAGCAUAUAUUGAAUAUUCUGUGACCAAACCACACCUCUCUGUCUUGAGCCUUGUGGUACA
This is a messenger RNA of Nothoprocta perdicaria, 6649 nucleotides long. RefSeq names its product strawberry notch homolog 1 (gene SBNO1). Gene Ontology annotation, biological process: regulation of DNA-templated transcription. The record is from RefSeq and is a predicted model, not a curated record. The coding region runs from base 98 to 4273 and encodes 1391 amino acids. The transcript is spliced from 32 exons. Gene Ontology annotation, molecular function: chromatin DNA binding; histone binding. NCBI's taxonomy places the organism in Eukaryota, Metazoa, Chordata, Aves, Tinamiformes, Tinamidae. Gene Ontology annotation, cellular component: nucleus.